AUGCCAAUAAGUAACACUACCCACUCCACGCCUACUGAGUCAAAUGAUAUGAACAGUAAUAGCAUGAAACAAACAGAGCAUUUGAUUCAUCCCUCCGGUAAGAAUAAACCAGGUAUCACAUAUUCACAAUCGAAUAAUCUUUCUACUACUAGUGAUAAUCAAGAUGACAACAAAGAAGAAGAAGAUAUUGGUGAAGAAAUAUCCGACAAAGACGAUAAAAUAAAUAAAGAUUCAAAUGCAUCUUCAUUUAUUAAGAAUCAGGUAGAUGAGAUGCAUGUGCCAAAAUUUUCUGAAUCUGAGGAAUCUGAUUAUGAUAUAGACCAAGAUGCAUAUUUCGAUGUUGUAAUGGAUAAUAAUGAUACUGCAGGUGAAAUUCAAACAGGUCUAGACACCUCUGACGAUGAGCUGCCCAUUCUUCACGAAGAAGAACAACAAAUAGUGGCUGAUUUACAAAAUGAUGAUUCUUUAUCUUUUGAUGGUAGUAUUCAUGAAAAUCCAUCUGAUUCUGCAGAUUUAGAUAGUCCCAUGUUGGAUAAUGAUUCUUAUCAUGAAAAUGAUCAUGAUAACAACAAUUCUCAUAAUGACUUUGAUGACGACGACGAAGAUGAAAUUAUGUCUGAUUUUGAUAUACCGUUUUAUGAAGAUCCAAAAUUCUCUAGUCUAUAUUAUUAUGCAGAUAAUUCAGAGCCAAAAUUAAAUUUAAAUACUGAUUUACCAUUAAUAUCAAAUGAUAAAAAAGAAUCCAAACAUCAGAGAAGAGAGGCUAAGAAACGUGAAUUGAGAGAAAGAUUGAGGUCAAGGAAGUUGUUAAGGGAAAGAGUAAAAAAGACAGCUAAUGUCUCAGGGGACGAAUAUAUCUUUGGUGUUUUUUUCCGUAGUGAUAGUGACGAGAAUGAAGAUUCAAAAAAUAAUGGCCACAGUGGAACUUUAAAGAACAGAAUAAACAUGGAUAAAUCUUUGAAACAGUUGAGUUCUUCUGCAUUAAUAGAUACUUCUGAUGAUGAAUAUGACAAUAUUUUAUUAGAUAUUGCUCACCUACCAACCACUGAUGAAGAUGGUGAGGGGGAAGAAGAUGAUUCACAAGAAAAUUUAGGAAAUAAUCCUGGGAAACAUUCUAAAAGUGCACAUAAUAAGGAUGGAUCAUAUUUUUCUACAGAGUAUUCUGAUGGUUCAAUGGAUGAAGAAGAUGACGACUAUGGCUAUGAUAGUAGUGUUACAAACAUUUUUAUAGAUAUUGACGAUUUGGAUCCUGAUUCAUUUUAUUUUCAUUAUGAUGAUAUUUCUUCUUCAGACAGUAAUAUUUAUAAUUACCAUCAUAAUGAAGAUAAUAUUAGUGAGACAGUAAUAUACCCCGAUGAUGAAUCUACAGAUGAAGAUGAUAAUCUUCCAUCACCAACUACAAGGAACAAACUCACUUUCACCAAACCCAAAGAGAUUGUAAGUGCCAAUGUUGUUGGCUUAAAGCCACCGAAAUUAGGUACUUGGGAAACCGAUAAUAAACCGUUUAGUAUUAUCGAUGGGUUAUCAACCAAAUCUUUGCAUUCCUUAAUUCAGGCACAUCAACAAUUAAAUGAUUCUAAUCAAAAACAUGAAGCACAAGGUACAAAUAAUGUUGUUAACAAGGAAGAGAAUAAUUCUGCAGGAGAAGAAAUGACAUUGAAUGAAUUGCUAAACAUGAGUGAAUUAGAAGAUGAAGAAGGUGAUAAUAAAAAUUCAUACCAAUCAUCUCUUAUAACUGAAUGGUAUAAUAAACCAAAAAUUCCACUGUCCGCAUUUAGAAACAAGGGAAUUGAUUACAAUGACACUACUGAAUAUAUGAUUCCAAAUCUCUCUACUAAAAAGAUACCCAUCGGCUAUAUUGGAGUUGAAAAGACUAGAAGAAAACUAGAUAAGAUAAAAGAACUACAAAGAAGAAGAAAUGAAAAGAAAAGAAAAUUAAAAAAGAAAAGAAAAAUUCAAAAACUGAAAAGAGAAAGAGCUCGUAUGGAAAAAGAAAAAGCAUUAUUAGGUGAUGUGUCAAGUGCUGAUUCUAAAAAUAUACAGACUCUUGUUAAUAAUUCCAAUGAACAAACAUCAAAUAAGAUCGAAGACAUACAUCUCAUAGAUUCUAAUAACAUGGUAUUUUCUGAUAGUAACACUGAUUCCAGAAAAGACUCAAUCAAGAGUGUUGGCAUUGACGAAAUCCAUCAGAUCUUAAGCAAAAGUGAUGACAAUUUAUUAGAUGAUCAUAAUAUUGUAUUGGAUUAUCCAGAUGUCAUGGAUGAUCAUGAAGGUGUCAUAAUAAAUGAUGCAGAUGCCGAUAUUUUAGCCUCAUUAACUGCACCUGUUGAUUUUGGAGAUUUUAAUAACAAAUCUUUAUGGAAACAACGUAGACAAAGUAUGGCAGAAGCGGUUGCAGAGAAUAUGAGAUUUACUAAAAACGGUUUAUUUAGUGAAUCGGCUAUUGCAGAUAUUGAAAACAUAAUUAAUCCAAAUAAUAAUAGCACCAAUGGAUUUGAGCUUAAUGAAGUGCUUCAAUAG
Molecule: messenger RNA, 2520 nt
Organism: Arxiozyma heterogenica
Lineage: Eukaryota; Fungi; Ascomycota; Saccharomycetes; Saccharomycetales; Saccharomycetaceae
Gene: IFH1
Product: Ifh1p
Exons: 1
Coding region: 1-2520 (839 amino acids)
Biological process (GO): regulation of ribosomal protein gene transcription by RNA polymerase II
Molecular function (GO): transcription coregulator activity
Source: RefSeq, a predicted model, not a curated record